UACAGGGGUUGCAACUGGGAGCCUAGGGGGCCCCAAGGCAUCUCCAGGCCCAAUCUACCUCUGGGCUUUUCUCAAGCUCUCCCUAGGAUUACUGCGGUUUCCUCCUGGCGCCUCUCGUCUUGGACAGCCAUGCCCCCCUCCAUGCUGCACUAAUGGCUCAGCCUGGGGCCCUAGGGACCUCUCCUACCCCCCAGACUGCUCUGUCGGCCCCCUUUCCCCCCUACUGCUGAAACCCAAUCCUCUGCAGCAGCGCCGGCUCAGCACCGCCGGCUCAGCACCGCUCCGCAGCCCCUGCCUGCCACGGUCAGCUACGUCCCACCUGGUCUGCUGCGGAGUCCCCAGCCCAGUGCCUAGCCCAGUGGAGCCACCGCCUGUUCCUCGGGAAGGAACAGUGGGACCUGACCGGCCAGAUCACCUCCUCCAAUCCUGCCAGGCUAGUGCCUCCCUGCCUUCCAACCUUGGCUGUCUCCCACCCUCUCUUCUCCUCUCCUUGCCUGGCCUCCUGAAUCCUAUCUUAGCCUCCUUAGCCCCCUGACUGACUCUCUCUCGCUUCUUCCAAGCCUCUGUAGCUGGUUCCGCUCCUGGGUUCUGGCCAUGAAGCCCACCUCAGGCCCAGAGGAGGCCCGGCGGCCAGCCUCGGACAUCCGCGUGUUCGCCAGCAACUGCUCGAUGCACGGGCUGGGCCACGUCUUCGGGCCAGGCAGCCUGAGCCUGCGCCGGGGGAUGUGGGCAGCGGCCGUGGUCCUGUCAGUGGCCACCUUCCUCUACCAGGUGGCUGAGAGGGUGCGCUACUACAGGGAGUUCCACCACCAGACUGCCCUGGAUGAGCGAGAAAGCCACCGGCUCAUCUUCCCGGCUGUCACCCUGUGCAACAUCAACCCACUGCGCCGCUCGCGCCUAACGCCCAACGACCUGCACUGGGCUGGGUCUGCGCUGCUGGGCCUGGAUCCCGCAGAGCACGCCGCCUUCCUGCGCGCCCUGGGCCGGCCCCCUGCACCGCCCGGCUUCAUGCCCAGUCCCACCUUUGACAUGGCGCAACUCUAUGCCCGUGCUGGGCACUCCCUGGAUGACAUGCUGCUGGACUGUCGCUUCCGUGGCCAACCUUGUGGGCCUGAGAACUUCACCACGAUCUUCACCCGGAUGGGAAAGUGCUACACAUUUAACUCUGGCGCUGAUGGGGCAGAGCUGCUCACCACUACUAGGGGUGGCAUGGGCAAUGGGCUGGACAUCAUGCUGGACGUGCAGCAGGAGGAAUAUCUACCUGUGUGGAGGGACAAUGAGGAGACCCCGUUUGAGGUGGGGAUCCGAGUGCAGAUCCACAGCCAGGAGGAGCCGCCCAUCAUCGAUCAGCUGGGCUUGGGGGUGUCCCCGGGCUACCAGACCUUUGUUUCUUGCCAGCAGCAGCAGCUGAGCUUCCUGCCACCGCCCUGGGGCGAUUGCAGUUCAGCAUCUCUGAACCCCAACUAUGAGCCAGAGCCCUCUGAUCCCCUAGGCUCCCCCAGCCCCAGCCCCAGCCCUCCCUAUACCCUUAUGGGGUGUCGCCUGGCCUGCGAAACCCGCUACGUGGCUCGGAAGUGCGGCUGCCGAAUGGUGUACAUGCCAGGCGACGUGCCAGUGUGCAGCCCCCAGCAGUACAAGAACUGUGCCCACCCGGCCAUAGAUGCCAUGCUUCGCAAGGACUCGUGCGCCUGCCCCAACCCGUGCGCCAGCACGCGCUACGCCAAGGAGCUCUCCAUGGUGCGGAUCCCGAGCCGCGCCGCCGCGCGCUUCCUGGCCCGGAAGCUCAACCGCAGCGAGGCCUACAUCGCGGAGAACGUGCUGGCCCUGGACAUCUUCUUUGAGGCCCUCAACUAUGAGACCGUGGAGCAGAAGAAGGCCUAUGAGAUGUCAGAGCUGCUUGGUGACAUUGGGGGCCAGAUGGGGCUGUUCAUCGGGGCCAGCCUGCUCACCAUCCUCGAGAUCCUAGACUACCUCUGUGAGGUGUUCCGAGACAAGGUCCUGGGAUAUUUCUGGAACCGACAGCACUCCCAAAGGCACUCCAGCACCAAUCUGCUUCAGGAAGGGCUGGGCAGCCAUCGAACCCAAGUUCCCCACCUCAGCCUGGGCCCCAGCACUCUGCUCUGUUCCGAAGACCUCCCACCCCUCCCUGUGCCGUCACCAAGACUCUCUCCGCCUCCCACCGCACCUGCUACCUUGUCACACAGCUCUAGACCUGCUGUCUGUGUCCUCGGAGCCCCGCCCUGACAUCCUGGACAUGCCUAGCCUGCACGUAGCUUUUCCGUCUUCACCCCAAAUAAAGUCCUAAUGCAUCAGC
This is a messenger RNA of Homo sapiens (human), 2314 nucleotides long. It is a transcript of the gene ASIC3, whose product is annotated as acid sensing ion channel subunit 3. Lineage: Eukaryota; Metazoa; Chordata; Mammalia; Primates; Hominidae. The transcript is spliced from 11 exons. The record is from RefSeq and is marked reviewed. Gene Ontology annotation, cellular component: cytoplasm; plasma membrane; membrane. Gene Ontology annotation, molecular function: ligand-gated sodium channel activity; sodium channel activity; monoatomic ion-gated channel activity. The coding region runs from base 595 to 2244 and encodes 549 amino acids. Gene Ontology annotation, biological process: sodium ion transport; monoatomic ion transmembrane transport.